This is a messenger RNA of Cinclus cinclus, 927 nucleotides long. RefSeq names its product epithelial cell adhesion molecule (gene EPCAM). The record is from RefSeq and is a predicted model, not a curated record. Gene Ontology annotation, cellular component: bicellular tight junction; membrane. Gene Ontology annotation, molecular function: cadherin binding involved in cell-cell adhesion. The transcript is spliced from 9 exons. Bases 1 to 927 code for a protein of 308 amino acids. Lineage: Eukaryota; Metazoa; Chordata; Aves; Passeriformes; Cinclidae.
AUGAAGCCGCUCUGCGGGGCUGCGCUCCUGUUGCUGCUGCUCUGCGCCGUCGCCUCUGCUCAGAACUCGUGCAUCUGCGAGAAGAACAAGCGCGUUAGCAACUGCAGGGUGGAAAAUGGCCAAUGCCGCUGCCAGGCCAUCGGCUCCGGUGUCACCGUGGACUGCACCACCCUGACUUCAAAAUGCCUGCUAAUGAAAGCAGAAGUGAUGGGCUCAAAAUCGGGUCGUCGUGAGAAACCAAAAGAUGCAUUUGAAGAUACGGAUGGCCUCUAUGAUCCUGAGUGUGAAAACAGCGGUGAUUUCAAGGCAAAGCAGUGCAAUGGAAGCACCUGUUGGUGUGUGAAUACAGCUGGAGUUAGAAGAACUGACAAACAUGAUGCAGACUUGAAGUGCAAUAAAUUAGUCAGAACGAUGUGGAUCAUUAUUGAAAUGAAACACGCUGAGAGAGAUGCUCCUCUGAAUGCUGAAUCUUUAAAGAAGUUUUUCACGGAUACCAUUACCAGUCGUUAUCAGCUGAAUGGCCGACAUAUAGCCAGUGUCCUGUAUGAAAAACCUUACAUUACUAUUGAUUUGAAGCAAAAUUCCUCAGACAAAUUAUCUGGAGAUGUGGAUAUAGCUGAUGUGGCCUACUACUUUGAAAAAGAUGUGAAAGGUCAAUCCAUCUUUUAUAAUAAUGCUGGGCUAAAUGUCAGCAUUGACAACGAACCAGUGAAGCUUGAGGAGACAGUGGUCUACUACGUUGAUGAAAUAGCACCAGAGUUUUCCAUGAAAUCCCUGACUCCCGGUCUUAUUGCUGUCAUUGUAGUGGUACUAAUAGCAAUAGUGGCUGCAAUUGUUGUUCUGGUCCUCACAAGGAGGAGGAAAGGGAAGUACGUCAAAGCUGAGGUGAAGGAAAUGAAUGAAAUGCAUAGAGGACUGAAUGCUUAA